Molecule: messenger RNA, 197 nt
Organism: Paraglomus occultum
Lineage: Eukaryota; Fungi; Glomeromycota; Glomeromycetes; Paraglomerales; Paraglomeraceae
Source: the annotation of a GenBank genome assembly
AUGCACUUAAGACCCAUCAGCAUUUGGAUGAAAUUGACACCGAGAAGUAGUAAUACCAACGACGCAACUAAGACUGUGGCUUUAAAUUCGGAAUUGCCAAUAGUCGACCCGAUUUUACAGCAUCUGGAAUCAGGAAAGCCACCAACAUCUCAGCAGACUAAUGCGCCUUGUACGGCAGAGAUAACAAAACCAACCCG